UAACUUGAGACGAGGUAGGAACUAAUAGUUAGAAAGCCCAGUGAAACACCGGAGUUCCUAUUCGACAACAUCCUGUCGUGUGUCAGGUCAAAAUGUUCACUCUGAGAGGGUUACAGAGGCUAAAACCUGUUUUAUCGCCGCAUGGAAACACAAGUUUGAGAAGUGUCACAACCUCUCCAAAUGUGGUCCAACAAAAAGAUGACAUGCUCGUGAAGAUGGAAAACCCGUACAAAGAACCGCAGAAAAAAUGCGUCCUCUGCAGUGUGGCAGUGGACUACAGAAACAUCCAGCUGCUCUCCCAGUUCAUCUCACCUUACACGGGCAGAAUUUACGGCCGACACAUCACAGGCCUGUGUGGGAGAAAACAGAAGGAAAUCUCCAAAGCGAUAAAGAAGGCUCACGCCAUGGGUUUCAUGUCGGUGACUCACAAGCAUCCAGAGUUCAUGAGGGACCCCAACAUCUGCAGCGUCAAACAUCUGGAUUAGCAGAUCAGUGUGUGUGUGCGCGCGUGUGUUCAGUCUGUUGUCUCCUGUUUAUUAAAGUGUCACUUCUGA
Scatophagus argus is the source of this 554-nucleotide messenger RNA. RefSeq names its product mitochondrial ribosomal protein S18C (gene mrps18c). Gene Ontology annotation, molecular function: structural constituent of ribosome; small ribosomal subunit rRNA binding. Gene Ontology annotation, biological process: mitochondrial translation. The coding region runs from base 93 to 485 and encodes 130 amino acids. NCBI's taxonomy places the organism in Eukaryota, Metazoa, Chordata, Actinopteri, Scatophagidae. The transcript is spliced from 6 exons. Gene Ontology annotation, cellular component: ribosome; mitochondrial small ribosomal subunit. The record is from RefSeq and is a predicted model, not a curated record.